This is a messenger RNA of Micropterus salmoides (largemouth bass), 1553 nucleotides long. It is a transcript of the gene dhrs1, whose product is annotated as dehydrogenase/reductase (SDR family) member 1. The record is from RefSeq and is a predicted model, not a curated record. Lineage: Eukaryota; Metazoa; Chordata; Actinopteri; Centrarchiformes; Centrarchidae. The transcript is spliced from 9 exons. The coding region runs from base 164 to 1096 and encodes 310 amino acids.
UGUCCUCAGGAUUGUUGUAGCCUGAGGCGUUACCAUAGUCUGUAUAAAGCGUGCAUAACCCAGUAUCAUAUCAUAACAUCUUCACUCACCAGCCGUGGCAUUUCUACAGAUACGUUUCCUUGUCUAGUGAGACUUGUCAAACCAGAUCCAGCACGAAGAGAAAAUGUCCCUGUCUGGCUGGGUGUGUUUGGUAACAGGUGCCUCCAGAGGCAUUGGCAGGGGAAUAGCUCUCCAGCUGUCAGAGGCAGGAGCCACCGUCUACAUCACAGGGCGCCAGGAGAAGACUCUGAAACAAACUGCUGCAGAGGUUAAGGAGAGGGGUGGAAACUGUGUGCCAGUGAUCUGUGAUUCUACAAAAGACGAACAAAUUGAAGAAGUGUUUGAACGGAUCAAACGUGAACAGAAUGGCAGGCUGGAUAUCCUGGUUAACAAUGCCUAUGCUGGAGUACAGGAUAUCUUCAGCAAUAUGGGGAAAAAGUUCUGGGAAACUGACCCGUCCAUUUGGGAUUCCAUCAACAACACAGGCCUCAGGGGCCACUAUUUCUUCUCAGUUUAUGCAUCCCGGUUGAUGGUAGAACGAGGUCGGGGUUUGAUAGUCACCAUUUCAUCUAUGGGAGGGCUGCGGUAUCUGUUCAAUGUUCCAUAUGGCGUUGGUAAAGCCGCAUGUGACAGGCUGGCAGCAGACAUGGCUAUUGAGCUCAAAAGUAGGGGUGUGGCUUCUGUCAGCCUGUGGCCAGGAGCGGUACAAACAGAGUUGGUGUCUCAGUUUGUACUGGAGAAAGACACAACAAACCCUGUAGAUUCUAAGUUUAAAGAUGUAUUUGCCAAUGGAGAAACCACAGAACUGAGUGGGAAGUGCAUCGUCAACCUGGCAAAAGAAAAAAAUCUGAUGUCGCUGACUGGGAAAAUACUCAUGACUUGUGACCUGGCAAGGCGCUAUGGGAUACAAGAUGUUGAUGGACGGAGUGUAGCUGAUUACACUUCCCUAAAAUUCCUCCUGACCCAGGUCCCAUAUCUCUCCUGGCUGUCAGCUGUUGUACCUUCUUUCGUACGCCUGCCACGCUUUGUGCUCACCCUGGCAAACAGCCGGUUCUAAACAUUUCCUAUAUCAGUACCGAAGUGGCAGUACCAAACCAUGUUUCCACAACAUGGGCCAAAUUCUAGCUAAACCUAUAGUUGUCAUGUCAUUGCUUUCAGAUUCAUGGCUGAGGAGUGACAAGAGCCAAAUAAUUUAGACAGACAACACUAUUUUUUGAAGGCGUAGUUAUAUUAAGUGCCUAUAUACUUCCGUUCCUAUUUGAGUACUUAAUGAAUACCAUUAGUUUGGAGCAAACAUGAAGGAUCUUAUAGCAUAUUCCCUGUAUGUAACAUUAACGCUAAUGUCUGCAUUGGGUGAAGCCACACAAUGUGAAUUUAUGAUUACUACAUGUGAUGUAUUUUCUUAAGCAGUAUACAAUAUCAUAACACAACACUAAUAUUUUAAUAUUAUAUAUUACACAUUGUAUGUGACCAGCUAAGUAACAACUGUUUAAAUAAAAAAAAUAUUAAGUCGC